Messenger RNA from Merops nubicus (carmine bee-eater), 1383 nucleotides. Its product is annotated as serine/threonine-protein phosphatase with EF-hands 1-like. The coding region runs from base 1 to 1383 and encodes 460 amino acids. The record is from RefSeq and is a predicted model, not a curated record. The transcript is spliced from 10 exons. Gene Ontology annotation, molecular function: protein serine/threonine phosphatase activity; calcium ion binding. Gene Ontology annotation, cellular component: nucleus; cytosol. NCBI's taxonomy places the organism in Eukaryota, Metazoa, Chordata, Aves, Coraciiformes, Meropidae.
AUGGAGAAAGACCUUGCAGUCCUGAUGGACAAGUUAACCAUGAGCCAACAGUCUGCUCUUGUAGCCAAGAAGGCAAAUGGCUUCCUGGAGUGCAUGAAGAAGACUGUGACCAACAGAUAUGGCUUCACAAAAGAAGUUUCAAAGAAGUACCAGGACCAUGGGAAACAGAUCUUGUGUCUUCUGCGAGACGUCUUUAGCUGGCUUCCCCUCGCCACUAUAAUUGACAGCAAAGUUCUUAUUCUACAUGGUGGCAUUUCAGACACCACAGAUUUGGAUUUCCUGAAUGCACUUGAGAGAAAUAAGUUGAAAUCUUUGAUGCGGCCACCAAAGUCAGUGAGAGGCAGACAGGACCAAGUGAAGGAGAAAAUUCCCACAACCAGACCCAGUAAGCACACUGCCAACCAGAAUGUUUCUGGGAAAACACAGCACAUCUCCUCUUCCACCUCCACUGAGCCUUCAGGCUCAAAUUUGCCCCCAGACCCCACCCUGAAGGAAUGGAAACAAAUCCUUGACAUUCUCUGGAGUGAUCCAAGAAGCCAAAAUGGCUGUACACCAAACAAGUGUCGAGGAGGAGGUUGCUACUUUGGUCCUGAUGUCACUGCCAAGCUGUUUGAAAGGUAUAAUCUGAAGAUGCUCAUCAGGUCUCAUGAAUUUAAGGCAGAAGGUUAUGAGAUCAGUCACAAUGGGAAGGUCAUCACUAUAUUUUCUGCCUCAAACUACUACGCAGAGGGGAGCAACCGGGGGGCGUACAUCAAACUGAACCCCGGGCUGGUCCCGCGGUUUGUGCAGUACCAAGUGAGCCAGCGCACGCGCAGGCAGAACCUGCGGGAGAGGCUGGGUACAAUUGAAUCAUCUGCCUUAAAAUCCUUACGAGAGAUGAUUUAUGCUCACAGGUCUGAACUUACCAGUGCUUUUGCACAGUACGACCGCAGCGGCACAGGCAGGAUUCCUGUCAACGACUGGGCUGCAGCAAUGGAGUCUGUCCUACAGCUGGAACUGCCCUGGAGGAUGUUGCAGCCUCAGUUAGCCCAGACAAGCCCAGAUGGAGAAGUUGACUUCAUGUCGUGUUUUUAUGAUUUGAAAAUAGGUCAACCUAUAAAAGAGGCUCAGCCUGCUUUGGUGGAAACACUGUGCAGGUACAGAAAGGAUCUGGAGAUCAUCUUCAACAUCAUUGACAAAGAUCACUCAGGUCUGAUUUCUCUUGAGGAGUUCAGCCAGACUUGGAAACUCUUCACUUCUCACCUUGGCAUUGAUGUCUGUGAUGAAUCCAUUGACAAGUUAGUCCUCAGCAUAGACUACAACAAAGAUGGCCACAUCGACUUCAAUGAGUUUUUAGAGGCUUUUCACGUGGUUCACAGACUAGAGAAAAAGGCAAACUCAUGA